GGCCGGUGGAGCUGCCCCGCCCUCGCGCCGGAAGAGGCCCCGGGGCGGCGGGAGCGCUUCCGGGGCAGCGCUGGAGGCGGCGGCGGCGGCCCGGCAGCGCCAUGACGUCGCUCCGCGCCUUCACCUGCGACGACCUGUUCCGCUUCAACAACAUCAACCUGGACCCGCUGACGGAGACCUACGGGAUCCCCUUCUACCUGCAGUACCUGGCGCACUGGCCCGAGUACUUCAUCGUGGCGGAGGCGCCCGGCGGGGAGCUGAUGGGUUACAUAAUGGGUAAAGCAGAAGGCUCUGUGGCUAGGGAAGAAUGGCAUGGACAUGUUACUGCUCUCUCUGUUGCACCAGAAUUUCGACGGCUGGGUUUGGCUGCCAAGUUGAUGGAACUAUUGGAAGAAAUCUCAGAAAAAAAGGGCGGAUUUUUCGUUGAUCUCUUUGUGAGAGUAUCAAAUCAGGUUGCAGUAAAUAUGUAUAAGCAACUAGGCUACAGUGUGUACCGGACAGUGUUAGAGUACUAUUCUGCUAGCAAUGGAGAGCCUGAUGAGGAUGCUUAUGAUAUGAGAAAAGCUCUUUCCAGAGAUACGGAGAAGAAAUCUAUUAUACCUCUUCCUCAUCCUGUGAGACCAGAAGACAUUGAGUAACUGUAAACUGUGAUUCUCAGGCAACAUGCUAAGAAUUUUGGGUUCCCUCUCUGCCUGCCCCCCAAAACCUUACGGAUGAGAAAGCAUAGCCUCAAUGUUUUUUCCCAUGAAAUACCAAAAGCAAUAUUGAGAAGUUUACUUACACUGCCUUUACUGGUAAUAGCUGCAUACUUUUGCACUUCCCCUAGUGAGUUUUCUUUUCAAAUAUUGGUAAUGCAGAGACUAUUAAAUGGAAUCACCUGGUGA
Cygnus atratus (black swan) is the source of this 884-nucleotide messenger RNA. Its product is annotated as N-alpha-acetyltransferase 20. Gene Ontology annotation, molecular function: protein-N-terminal amino-acid acetyltransferase activity. Lineage: Eukaryota; Metazoa; Chordata; Aves; Anseriformes; Anatidae. The transcript has 6 exons. Bases 102 to 638 code for a protein of 178 amino acids. Gene Ontology annotation, cellular component: NatB complex. Gene Ontology annotation, biological process: N-terminal peptidyl-methionine acetylation. The record is from RefSeq and is a predicted model, not a curated record.